CCCAAUUUCCCCCCUUUUUUAUACUACUUGAUGUUCGCAUUUUAAGAUUACAUAAUUUGGUAGAGGAUUCAUGUUCUACACUGUCAAUAUGAUGCCGGUUGUAGCAUGAUACUUUCUCAUCUUUUUUAGGUUAUCAAUGUGCAUGUAUUAUAGAGAGUUUUGCUUAAUUGGCUUUAAGUAUUACAGUAUUUUCUUCUCCCUUGAAUCUGCGCCGUGUAAUUGCUUGGAUAAGAUGGUUUCAAUGAUAUAUUGUAGUGAAGCUGGUUGCUCAGUACUAGUCUAGUUGUGUUCUUCCUCGUUUCUCUUCGUUCUUCAGUAGAUGGGCUGUUUCCAGUCUACAGCAAAAAAGCAGUUCCCUGGACACGAAGAUCCUGUAGUCCUUGCAUCUCAAACAGCCUUUAGUGUAAGCGAAGUUGAAGCAUUGUUUGAGCUGUUCAAGAAUAUUAGCAGUUCGGUAAUUGAUGAUGGCCUAAUUAGCAAGGAAGAAUUUCAGUUGGCUUUAUUCAAGAACAGAAAUAAAGAAAACCUUUUUGCAAAUCGGAUUUUUUAUCUCUUUGAUGUAAAGCAAAAAGGAGUUAUCGAUUUUGGUGAUUUUGUUAGGGCACUUAAUGUUUUCCACCCAAAUGCCUCGCAAGAAGAGAAGAUCAAUUUUUCAUUUAGGCUUUAUGAUUUGGAUGGCACGGGGUUCAUUGAGCGGCAAGAGGUUAAGCAGAUGUUAAUUGCAAUUUUAUGCGAGUCUGAGAUGAAGUUGGCCGACGAGAUCAUUGAGAUAAUACUGGAUAAGACAUUUUUGGAGGCAGAUUCAAAUCAGGACGGAAAGAUUGACAAAUCUGAGUGGCACAAUUUUGUGGGCCGAAAUCCUUCAUUAUUGAAGAUAAUGACCCUUUCGUAUCUGAGGGAUAUAACUACUACUUUUCCAAGUUUUGUAUUUCAUUCCGAAGUUGAUGAGAUGGCUACCUAACUAAGAAAUGUAAUUCAGACCGAUUAUUUUUCUCCUUAUUCUGGUAAUUUAUUGACGCACCUAAGUUUGUUGGGGACUGGGAGCUUUUUCAGAAUAUAGAAAAACUAAAGGUGAUUAAAAUGGAAACAGUAGUGAUUGGGUCAAGAGGUUAAGCUAGCCUUCCAUUGUAAAGUGAUUUUGUUGGCAAUAUUCCGUCGUUUAAUUUAUACCAGCUUUGUAUACUCUA
Nicotiana tabacum (common tobacco) is the source of this 1187-nucleotide messenger RNA. The record is from RefSeq and is a predicted model, not a curated record. Lineage: Eukaryota; Viridiplantae; Streptophyta; Magnoliopsida; Solanales; Solanaceae.